Messenger RNA from Magallana angulata, 770 nucleotides. RefSeq lists its product as uncharacterized. The record is from RefSeq and is a predicted model, not a curated record. Bases 135 to 494 code for a protein of 119 amino acids. NCBI's taxonomy places the organism in Eukaryota, Metazoa, Mollusca, Bivalvia, Ostreida, Ostreidae. The transcript has 8 exons.
UCGAUAGCUUAUGAAGUGCGCACAAUACGCAACUUACGACGUAGAAAAAAGAGACGAUUUAUAUUCGCGCAAUUUGCUCAGUUCAUCAGAAGUAAACGCACGCUUGAUUUUCCGAUACUGUAUACAUUACAAACAUGUCUGACGACAAAAAGAAUCAACCUGGUGUAUUGGAAAAUGUUUCGGAGAAACUUCAGGAUGUUGGUCAUACCGUGAAAGAAAAGUUAGAUGCUGCAGGAAAUGUGAUUACGGAGAAAUGGAACGAACAUAUGCAUCCGGAAGAACAAGAAAAAUCAAAGACUGAAGAAAUUAAGGAAACAGUAAAAGAAAAAUUUGACGACGCUGGGAACAAAAUCUCUGAGGAAUGGAACAAAAGAGUGCACCCUGAGGAGGAAAAGAAAUCCACUGUAGAUGAGGUCAAAGACACAGUCAAGGAGAAAGUAGAGGAUGCAAAGGAGAAGGUUUCAGACAUGGUGGGAUCAAAUGAAAAGAAGUAGAAGAGAAGGAACGCACAGAAGAGGAUCUGCCACAGUUAGUUCUUCAAGAAAGAAGUGUACAAUCAGGGACACUAUUUGCUUUCUGUUUUUUAGGAAGUAAAAAUUCUCAUUUUUUCCCGUGAUAUUUCUCUACAUCCGGUUCUUUGUGUGUCUGUUGUUGUAUCUUAGAUAUUGCGUGAAUGUGAAUUAAGUUACAUCUAUAGAUACGCUUUAUGUUAUUGAAAGUAUACUUGCUAUUGUAUAAGAAUACAAAUGAUGAAUAAAGACAUUGAAGUC